AUGCAAUUCGAGGAAACAAAAGAUGGCAAAACCAAACAAACGUCGCUCAAUUUUACCAAUAUUCGAUCGUUGGUGAGAGAAGUGAUUUUCCGAAUGUUGAAUGCAUCGUCAACUACGACCAUGUCACAGCGUCCAUCUUCCGAACAAAUACGAUCAUCCUCCAUUUCGGUGGAACCACUAUCAUCAUCAUCAUCAUUAACCAUUUCCAAUCAAGACAAAGCUCUCAUUGAGCAAUUAUUUGGUCCCUCAAAAAUUCAAAACAACACUCACCGACUACAAUUGAAGAAAGAACAAUUGGAAAAAGAAUUAGAAAAGAAUCGACACGAAUUGCUGGCGAAAGGUAAAAGAAAUUUUAAUAUUGUGGAGUUGCAUCGGAAACAUGGUGGUUCGAGUGUUGUGUUUUCUGGGCCAAGAAAUCAACAUCCCAUUCUGAUGAAUGGUGGAAGUAUUGAAAUGCACACCUUGUCUGCUUGUUCAGUGUCGUCUUGUUCGGAACUCCAACACGAUCUGUUGGCAGCAUGCUGUACAAUUAAUAUUGCAAGUAAUUCUCUGGGAUUUGGUAAAAACAUUGUAUUUGAAGUAAUUGUUAGAAUUUUGACAUUUCUCAUUAGCCUUCUGUUACACUCUCGAUAA
Messenger RNA from Naegleria fowleri, 633 nucleotides. RefSeq lists its product as uncharacterized. NCBI's taxonomy places the organism in Eukaryota, Heterolobosea, Eutetramitea, Acrasida, Naegleriidae. The coding region runs from base 1 to 633 and encodes 210 amino acids. The transcript has a single exon. The record is from RefSeq and is a predicted model, not a curated record.